AUGGAGCGUCGACAAGAGAUGCGAUUGAAAAAAAAAUACGCUCUUCCAGAUAGGGACUAUGGUAAUAUCCACGAACCUAUUCCUGAUAUGGAUGAAAAUGAGUAUAAUUUGAGAAAACUGGAAUUCCUAAAUAUGUUAAAUAAAACGCAAGAAGAGAUUGAUACAAUUGAGGAUCUUACCAAGGAACAGACCUCUUCCAUUCUAUGGUUGGAAGAGAGACAAAAAAAUAUAACCGCAUCAAAUUUUGGAAAAAUUUGUAUUAAUAAGAUCAAUAGACAGAAAUGGACAUAUCCUGAUCUAGAUUCUGCAAGAAGACUUGUACUGCACCCAGAAGAAAUACCCAUUCCAUCUUUCAGUAGUCUUCCUGAACUCACGGAACAGGUUGUAGGUUGCAAACAAGAAUUCAACUGGAAACCGACAGCGAAUUUGAAGCACAUUUAA
Messenger RNA from Psylliodes chrysocephalus, 441 nucleotides. Lineage: Eukaryota; Metazoa; Arthropoda; Insecta; Coleoptera; Chrysomelidae. The record is from the annotation of a GenBank genome assembly.